AUGGAGCCACCUAUUGGAAGCAUGUGGGUCAGCUUGUGUAGCCUGCUUGGAGGAGUGUGGUGGGUGGUGGGGGAGGGGAUGCUGAGUGAGCAGGUAGCUUCCUUCCCACUCCUCGAGGAAGUCCCUGAGCAAGCUCCCACUCUCUGCUCCUCCCCUCUAGCCUCGCCAGGGUUUAGAGGACGCCAGUGCGGCUGCGUAGCACCCCCUGGCGGCCUAUCCUGGAGCGCACGCGUCGCCUUAGCCCCGCGCUCACGGAGCAUGCUCCGUGGUUGCCGCCUCGAGCUGCCUCCUGCGACGCUUCGUCUCUUCGGGGGAAGUGGGGACAUCUCGCCCCGACCUUGCCCCUUCCCUCCCCCGCCUCUCUCCAUGGACCCCGUUUUCGGGGCUGUGGACCUCCGGCGCAAAGCCUUGGAGGAAGACAACGUUCCUUUUGAUGGUGCAAUACUCCAAAUCAGAGUUUACCAAGAUUUUAUUGACAUACCACCAGAAUGGCAAAACAUAGAUGACUUAAUUCCUGAGACUAAGCCUGCAGCAGUAAUAACUCACACAUCAAGGAAAUAUGAGCAGGAAGAAGAUACAUCUUUCUCUAGUAGUGAGGAUGAUGAAGAUGUCCAGUUAGAUGAACGAUUUAAGUACUAUAAGUCUCCACAAUCAUUUCAGCAUCAUUCUACAAGGAAGCUGUCAUCAAUCUCCACAGACUGGCAUGGAUAUAAAAAAAAGAAUCAUAUAUUUACUGUAGGAGAAGACAUCGGAUGUGAUGUUAUGAUUCAUAAGAAUUCUGAUGAGCAGAACAUGGAGGUUCCAAAAGACUUUAGAGCACCUUCCCCAUAUUGGACAAUGGUAAAACAAGACAGUGACUUUUCUUCUACUUCCUCUUCUACAUCAGAUGCUUUUUGGCUUGAAGAUUGUGCCUGUGCUCAACAGGAAAAGGACCAAUAUUUUACUACAUAG
This is a messenger RNA of Vombatus ursinus (common wombat), 951 nucleotides long. Its product is annotated as PDZ domain-containing protein 9-like. NCBI's taxonomy places the organism in Eukaryota, Metazoa, Chordata, Mammalia, Diprotodontia, Vombatidae. The transcript is spliced from 5 exons. The record is from RefSeq and is a predicted model, not a curated record. The coding region runs from base 1 to 951 and encodes 316 amino acids.